GGGUUUCAGAGCUGGCAGAAUGGCUGUGAGCUGAGUGAAGAUGGUCACAAGCAUGGGAGUUACCAGAAUGCCUGUGAUGGGGAAGACAUCAUUAGCUUGGAUCAGAGGUCCUGCACUUGGACCAGAGAUGAGAUCCACCCUCUGGUGCCCAAGAGAAGGUGGGAAGUUGAGCCUUUCAUCACCAAGAGCAGGAAUAACAUUUUGGAGAAGGAACGGAUGAAGCCACCUCAGAAGUUCAUGAUGUAUGGAAAGGAUUGUUUGCUCAAGAAAGGUGAGGAAAGGAGGGAGGGAGCCAAGGGUUGCCGAUGUCACAGGAUAGGGCUGGACAUGUGGUGCAAUGUCCCCAUGUUACACAAGUGCAGACUUGAUAUUUAUUUAUCACACGAAGCAUCCUGUGGGUCAUGGGGGCCUCAGAAUGCCCUCAAAGACACUGUGUCAAAUUUGUCCAUGCAAAAACAGAAGCACCAGAGGGUCACAAGGUGGAAAUCGUGGGCUGGAGAGUUGGGGAUAUCUUUACAGAUGCUGGUUGAAUCAGGAGCAACAGAGUCUGGAUGGGGGGAUGAUACAAGGAAGUCCCAGAGGAAUAUAAUCUACCUGGAGGAGACCUGCAUUAACAUGAUGCAGAAAUACCUGCCUUACCAGAAGGAGGCUCUUCUUCAGACAGAGCCCCCCGUGGGGAAAGUGACUCACAAGGUGGUGGACGACAGCCUGGAGGUCCUCAUCUGCCAGGCCUUUGGCUUCUACCCCAAGGAAAUCCAGGCCACCUGGACCAGGGACGGAGAGGUCUGCCAGAAUGAGACCCUCCAUAGGAACGUGGCCCCCAACUCAGAUGGGACCUAUUAUGUCCUGCUCAGCAUUGAGAUCGACCCCAAGGAGAGAGAUCACUUUCAGUGUUACCUGGAGCACGAGGGCUUGCAGGAGCCCCUGGUCUUGGCCUUGAAGGAGGAAACAGGUGAGAGACUGAGCGAUUAUGACAUGUCACAUCUCGGUGAGAUGGGUAGCAAAUAUAUUUAUUAAAUAAAUAAAUAAAAAUUUGUAGAUUGUUCACUAAUGUUGGCUGGUUUUCUGCUAUCUAAAAUUUUCCAAAGGAAAGGAGGAAAUUUAGGACUGUGUCCAGUGGUGGUAAAGAAGUGAUUAUUGAGAGUGGAGUUGGAAGUGGAGACAAAAAUAAAGAAUAUGAUACGAUAUGGAGAUAGAAGAUAUGAGAGAUACGAAACACAGUUUUGUUUUCUGGCAGAAUUAUCUGAUGAGACAAUAUGUGCUUUCUUUAUCUAAUCUCAAAUUACUUAAUCCUAGCUUUUCACUGUUAAUCACUUUUUAAUACAUAUUUAAUAAUAUCCUUAUACAAAUUCUAUUUAUCUAAUUUACAAACUACUUUUCAACCUAUAUAAUUAUAAUAAUAUAC
Messenger RNA from Thamnophis sirtalis, 1405 nucleotides. NCBI's taxonomy places the organism in Eukaryota, Metazoa, Chordata, Lepidosauria, Squamata, Natricidae. The record is from RefSeq and is a predicted model, not a curated record.